This is a messenger RNA of Balaenoptera ricei (Rice's whale), 1538 nucleotides long. It is a transcript of the gene THOC3, whose product is annotated as THO complex subunit 3. The coding region runs from base 58 to 1113 and encodes 351 amino acids. The record is from RefSeq and is a predicted model, not a curated record. Gene Ontology annotation, biological process: mRNA export from nucleus. The transcript has 6 exons. Gene Ontology annotation, cellular component: THO complex part of transcription export complex. Gene Ontology annotation, molecular function: protein binding. NCBI's taxonomy places the organism in Eukaryota, Metazoa, Chordata, Mammalia, Artiodactyla, Balaenopteridae.
CGGCAAGGGGGACUGCAGCUCCGCAGAGUCAGCCCAGCCGGUGUCCGGGAGCUCGGCAUGGCGAUCCCCGCGGCGUCCAUGGGGCCCUCGGCGCUGGGCCAGAGCGGUCCUGGCUCGAUGGCUCCCUGGUGCUCAGUGACCAGCGGCCCGACGCGCUACGUGCUCGGGAUGCAGGAGCUGUUCCGCGGCCACAGCAAGACGCGCGAGUUCCCGGCGCACAGCGCCAAGGUGCACUCGGUGGCCUGGAGCUGCGACGGGCGUCGCCUGGCCUCGGGGUCCUUCGACAAGACGGCCAGCGUCUUCCUGCUGGAGAAGGACCGGUUGGUCAAAGAAAACAAUUAUCGGGGGCAUGGGGAUAGUGUGGACCAGCUCUGUUGGCAUCCAAGUAAUCCUGAUCUCUUUGUCACUGCAUCUGGAGACAAAACCAUUCGCAUCUGGGAUGUGAGGACUACAAAAUGCAUUGCCACUGUGAACACUAAAGGGGAGAACAUCAAUAUCUGCUGGAGUCCCGAUGGGCAGACCAUUGCUGUAGGCAACAAGGAUGAUGUGGUGACGUUCAUUGAUGCCAAGACACACCGUUCCAAAGCGGAGGAGCAGUUCAAGUUUGAGGUCAAUGAAAUCUCCUGGAACAAUGACAAUAACAUGUUCUUCCUGACAAAUGGCAAUGGUUGUAUCAACAUACUCAGCUACCCAGAGCUGAAGCCUGUGCAGUCUAUCAACGCCCAUCCAUCCAACUGCAUCUGUAUCAAGUUUGACCCCAUGGGGAAGUACUUUGCUACAGGAAGCGCAGAUGCUUUGGUCAGCCUCUGGGAUGUAGAUGAGUUAGUGUGUGUUCGGUGCUUUUCCAGGCUGGAUUGGCCUGUGAGGACCCUCAGUUUUAGCCAUGAUGGGAAAAUGCUGGCAUCUGCAUCGGAAGAUCAUUUCAUCGACAUUGCUGAAGUAGAGACAGGAGACAAGAUGUGGGAGGUACAGUGUGAGUCCCCCACCUUCACCGUGGCUUGGCACCCCAAAAGGCCUCUGCUGGCAUUUGCCUGUGAUGACAAAGAUGGCAAAUAUGACAGCAGUCGGGAAGCUGGAACUGUGAAACUUUUUGGGCUUCCUAAUGAUUCCUGAUAGGAGGACCUGAUGUAUGGAGAAGGCCCAGGCAGAGGCUUCCAUUGUAUAGUUAAUUUGGUCUGUUCUCUUGGAGUUGGUGGGCACCUAAAGUAUUUAUAAAUUGGUAUAAACUAUACAAGUCUUUUGUCAGGCUGCCCAUUCCGGUUUCCUUCGUAUUUGUUAUGGUAGCUGUUCCCGUUCCUUGCGCCCUGCAGGAGGGCUCUGCAGUGAUGACACCAGCAUACCUUGUCCUGUGGGGACCUCCUGUCUUUCUGCUUUUGGGGGUAUGGUGGACUUUGUUGGGCUUGCUUCUGCUUGCCACCUCGUUUGAAGGGGUGGGUGAGGAAGGGUGAGAUGGGGAUGGAGAUUUUUUAUAAUAAAAAAGAAAUACAUUUACUGUUGAGAAUUGAGCAUUUAAUAAAACUGACUUUUUAAUUAUGGGA